Vigna umbellata (rice bean) is the source of this 2442-nucleotide messenger RNA. NCBI's taxonomy places the organism in Eukaryota, Viridiplantae, Streptophyta, Magnoliopsida, Fabales, Fabaceae. The record is from RefSeq and is a predicted model, not a curated record.
AUGGCAGAAGUUGGAAAACGCUUCCUAGAGUAUCAACUUAUCGUCGAUAAUCCCAAUCCUGCAGGUUUACUGGUAUGUCCACAACUGGUGGCAGGAACGAUAGCGUUUACAUUUGUGGCACCACCAAAAGCUCUUCUUGGUAUAGAGACCAUGGGACAUCUAGGUCUCAUCUACAAUGUCUUCCUAACUGGCUUGGAGAUGAACCUAGACGCUAUCCUGCUAGCAAGAAGAAUGGCCACAACCAUUGCUAUGGUUAGCACCAUCAUUCCAAUGUUAUUAGGAGCUGCAAUAUAUUCUAUGGCUCAAGCUCUCUACAAGGGUCCUAACCUUGACAUGUCACUUUACAACACACCUAGUGCAUAUUUAUUCUGGGCUUUGGUCCUCAGUGUCACAAACUUCCCUGUCCUCGCUCACAUUCUUGCUGAUCUUAAGAUCCUCUAUACAGAGCUAGGUAGAUUGGCUGUAACUGCAGCCACAAUAAGCGACUUCUACAAUUGGGCAAUGUUUGUGUUGCUCAUCCCAUUUGCUUGUCAUAGUCAAAGACCCUUUCUCUCGGUGAUAUUAACCAUUUUCUUUAUGCUCUUCUGCUACUUGGUGUUGCGCCCAUUCCUUACCAAGUUGUUGAAUAAGGAAACAGAAAAUAAUGAGUGGGACAAUUACAAGUUAUCGUAUGUUCUGGUUGGUGUUUUGGCUUGUGCACAAGUGACUGAAAUUCUAGGUACACAUUCCGUUGUUGGAGCGUUGGUGUAUGGAUUGAUGCUUCCUCGUGGAAAAUUUACUGACAUGUUGAUCGAAAGGUCAGAUGAUCUUGUCUCCAUGUACCUGGAACCGUUGUUCUUUGUUGGCUGUGGCAUAAGAUUCGACUUUUCUAGUUUUAAACUGCACAAAGUUCUUAACGUGAUCAUAAUUAUUGUCAUGUCAUGCUUCACUAAGAUUGUGAGCACUGUAAUAACUGCAUGGUUCUAUGGCAUGCCUUUUCGAGACGGUGUGGCACUUGGAGCACUUUUGAACACCAAAGGCAUCUUGCCGUUAGUAAUGCUAAACAUUGCAAUUGACAGACAGAUUGUGAGCACUGUAAUAACUGCAUGGUUCUAUGGCAUGCCUUUUCGAGACGGUGUGGCACUUGGAGCACUUUUGAACACCAAAGGCAUCUUGCCGUUAGUAAUGCUAAACAUUGCAAUUGACAGACAGAUUUUGAGUAGGGAUUUCUAUACAAUCAUGGUUGUGGCCAGUGUUGUGAUGACCAUACUAGUGACUCCGACAAUCAACUUCAUAUACAAGCCAAGAAAGCAGUUUAAGAAAAACAAGCUGAGGACUGUGCAAAACUUGAAGGCUGAUGCAGAAAUCAGAAUUAUGGUCUGCGUUCACAACCCUCGCCAUGCCACAGGAAUGAUGAGCAUUCUCGAAGCAUGCAGUUGCGCCAAUGCCACCCAUCUACGCGUGUUUGCUCUUCAACUCAUUGAGCUGAAAGGACGUGGCACUGCCUUUCUGAUAGACGAGGGCGGUGGUUCCCAACAAUCACAAGCAGACACUGAGAGCAUCAGAGAUAUCUUCUCAGAGUUCAAACUAGAACGAGGGCUCACCAACGCUAGCGUGGAGACUCUCGCUGCAGUGUCCUCCUAUGAGACCAUUCACAAGGACAUCUACAACAUAGCUGACGAGAGACAGACGUCCUUGAUUCUCCUUCCGUUCCACAAACAUUCAGGCGUGGAGGGUGCCCUAGAGGAGACAAACCCUGUGUUCAGAGAGAUAAACAGAAAUGUGAUGCGCUAUGCACCAUGUUCUGUGGGAAUCUUGGUUGACCGUGGACACAGGUUACCGUCUGAGAUGAACAUGUAUGUUGCCAUUGUCUUCAUUGGAGGGCCUGAUGACCGUGAAGCCUUGGCUAUUGCUUGGAGAAUGGCAAGGCAUAAAAGGAUUCAUCUCUCAAUGGUAAAUAUUCUUCUGUUUGGAAAGGUUGCUGAAGUGGAUACAAGUGAAACAAUCAAUGAUGAAGCCAACGGGAUACUGUCCCCUAUGUUGGACAGUGUAAGGGAAAAGGAGUUGGACGAGGAGUAUAUGAGUUUGUUCAGACUCAUGGCAGUGAACAAUGAGCAUUCCGUAACUUAUUCAGAGAAGGAAGUGCACACUGCUGAUGAUAUUCCGUUGGUUCUGGAUGAAUUGGAAAGGGAGGGCUAUGAUUUGUAUGUUCUAGGGCAUGGAAAAAGAAGGAACUCUACGGUGCUGUCAAAAUUGUUAGAAUGGACUGAUUGUCCUGAACUUGGGGUUAUGGGGGACAUGCUUGCAUCGAAUACUUUGGGUUCAUGCUCUUCGGUGCUUGUGGUGCAACAGUAUGGGUUUGGAGGUAUGAACUUGAGGUCUAUUAACCAAACCACAUGUGAAAGCAAUGAUGACGACAUUGAAGCAAUUUUUAAGGUCAAGAGCAUCAAAUAUAAUUGGUGA